Hansenula ciferrii is the source of this 1137-nucleotide messenger RNA. RefSeq lists its product as uncharacterized. NCBI's taxonomy places the organism in Eukaryota, Fungi, Ascomycota, Saccharomycetes, Phaffomycetales, Wickerhamomycetaceae. The coding region runs from base 1 to 1137 and encodes 378 amino acids. The record is from RefSeq and is a predicted model, not a curated record. The transcript has a single exon.
AUGCCUCAUCAAGCUAUGACAGUUUUAGAUGGAUUUGAAGAUUUACAAUUUGAUCUAUAUGACACAGAGAAAGUAAGGGCAACUCAAUUGAUUCAAUAUAGUUUUGUCUAUGUCAUGGUGAAUCCACGAUUAGAAUCAUUCACAGAAUGUUUUGAAAAUGUUCCAUCAACACUUAUGAAAUGUUUUAACCUUAAAAUUCAAGUCUUUAAUAAAUCUUUAGUGGAACUGGCAUCUGUACGAACCGGGGUUUCACAUCAAGAAGUAAAAUUGUACGAUACUAACCACGUCCAUCAAUUAUUUCCAAGUGUUAAAGCAUUGGAGUGGAAUAAUUUUAGUUUUAAUAAUCAUAAGAUUCCAGAAUCAAAUAUUAAAACAUUGUCAAGUCAAAACUUGAGAGUAAUGAAAAUUCAACUGUGUACCUAUGGUGAUGCUAAAGAAUAUUAUGGAUUUGAAAAUUUUUCAUUCCCAAACCUAAAGCAUUUGAGAAUUCAAGUUCGUGAAUAUCCAAAAGAUUCAUUAGUUGAACUCAAGAACAACGAGUACAGAUUUUACCAUGAUGACCAGUAUAAAGGUUUAUUUAUACCAAAAAAACAAUUUUUCAAAUUAUCAUUCAAAUCAUGCAAAUUCCCCUUGUUGAAUUAUUUCACACUAAGUUCAAAUGCAAAGAUUGAAUGCAUCUCAAAUUGUGAAUUUCCAAAACUAGAACGUCUUCAAUUUAAUAAUAAUUUUUUGCUUUUGAUUGAAGAUACUAACUUUGAGCUUUUGAAAAAUUUGGUCAUUAAUCCAACGAUAAAUCUCAUGAAGGUGAAUCAUAGUUCUGCAGGAUUAUUGAAAGAAGAUCAGUUUGAUAUAAGAGGACUUAGCGGUAUGGUAAAGAAGUUUUGUGACAUGCAUGGAGUAGCCAAAUCUAAAAUCAAAUGUUUCCCAUCAUUUAUAGUAAAUAAUGUUAAGCUUGACUCACUUGAAACUUUGCAAGUCCCUCAUUCAAAUUCUCUAUUAGGAUUUGAUGAUGGAUUUUUAAGUGGGAAGUCAAUUGAACCUAUCAUACAUCCUGAUCCACCUACAGGUUAUGUUGUUACACCAAGAGCAAAUGAAAAAAGAAAAACUACUUCUAAUUCAAGCUCUUCCAAUCCAUGA